UGUCGGUUGUAGACAGUCAGAUUCAUCGCAGUCGUGCGCAGAGCAUACUCUCACAACAUUCCUUUCAUUUGACUCAACCGACAUUAUUCCACAGAUCCAGUGUUUGAUCAGCCAAUCCAAUCCAAUCCACAAUGCAGUGGAAGUCACUCCUUCUUUAUGGUGCCAUCGCCGAAUCGGCCCUGGCUCGCACUCACGGCCACCAGCGCCGACAGCACUCCCACGGUCAUGCCGACCGUGCCCCGGAGGCACACUUGGCUGCUCGUGAAGUGGUUGUGGAGACCGUGGUGAACUACCACACCAUCACCGUGACCAGCACCAUCACCGGUGCAGCUCCAACCCUCACCACCUACGAGGCGGUCACCACCAUCGCCUCUGACGCCGCGGCCACCACUUCCACCAGCGAUGCCGCUGCCUUUGUCGAGCUCGACCUGAACGAAGACCUGGCCAUCAGCGCCAGCCUCAACCUUGGCCUCUCUAUCGGAGGCUACAAGCCCACCAGCACCAAGACGCACGCGCACACGAGCACCACAUCAACGACCACCUCGGCCGCAGCCAGCAGCAGCGCCGCAGGCGUCAGCUCGGCGUGGUACACGUACCCGACGAACGGGGUAUACUCUACGAGCGGGUUCGGGGAGCGCAGCAACGGGACGAGCAGCAGCGGCGACACGUACGUGGGCAACGUGGGCAGUCCCUGGGGCAGCAACAUUAUCGAGGUGAGCGCGAGCUCGGCGUGGCAGUACAAGUACGUGGUACAGUUCACGGGGCAGAACAGCGAGGACUGGUUCGUGAGCAUCUGGAACAAGAUCGGGCCGGACGGGGCGGACGACGGCUUCUUCGGACACUCGGCGCUGAACUUCACGCUGGCCGCCGGUGAGACGCGCUACGUUGCCUUCGACGAGAACUCGCAGGGCGGCUGGGGCGCCGCCGAGGGCUCCAGCCUGCCCACCAACGACUACGGCGAGUACUCGUGCACCUGGGGCGAGUUCGACUUCGGCGACGAGGAGAACAGCAGCUGGUCCGGUUGGGACGUCAGCGCUAUCGUCGCCCAGAGCGCCGACCAGACCGUCCAGGGCAUGAAGGUCUGUCGUCACGGCACCUCCAUCGGUUGUUCGUAUAUCACCUCCGACGCUGGCACCGUUCACAACGCUUAUACCCCGGCCGAGAGCUCCGUCGGUGGCAUCGGUGGCUCCGUCACUGCGGGACCCCUGCGUCUGGCUGCUGUGAUUGACUAUUCCGGUUGAAUUGGCUUAAGCUCUUGAGUUGAGCUGCGAACUGGACGGAGCGUGUAUAUCCACCUCGGGCUGCUCUUCUCACUGUAUAUGCCUCCAGAGUUGUUGAUAUUCCCGAAGUAUAUACUAGGCCUAGUGUUUCAAGGUGGUGGCUAGUUCUUGUUGAUACUUUUCUUCUGCAGUAAAG
This is a messenger RNA of Aspergillus homomorphus CBS 101889, 1416 nucleotides long. RefSeq lists its product as uncharacterized. The transcript has a single exon. Bases 132 to 1241 code for a protein of 369 amino acids. The record is from RefSeq and is a predicted model, not a curated record. Gene Ontology annotation, molecular function: IgE binding. Lineage: Eukaryota; Fungi; Ascomycota; Eurotiomycetes; Eurotiales; Aspergillaceae. Gene Ontology annotation, cellular component: extracellular region.